CAGACCACCAUGUCGACGAGCGAGUACAGCGCCAGCGCUAGCAACGAGACAUCCGGUAGCGGUGAGUAUUCCAUGUCGUCUGCUGGUGACUCGAACUCGUCGUCGUCAUCGUAUGACGGUGUCUAUGCCUACAAGUUCGACAUGAUCACCUCGGACAAGCCGCAGCGGCUGCCACGCGACACAGCCGUUCUCUUGGUCAACAUUGCCGCUCUAUGAGGGCUGACCGCCGAGCAGAUGCCGCAGCUCAACGAGCUGCAAACCAUGUUUGAGGACCAUCCUUUUACCGUCUGGGCCAUCCCGGCUAACCAGCACGGACUCCAGGAGAACGCUCGGGACGUGGAGAUCCUCAACAUGUAUCGGUACGUGCGACCGGGUAACGGCUACGAGCCGAACUUCCCGAUCACCACCAAGAUGGAUGUUGUUGGCCCGAACGGCGGCCUGAUGGCCGAGCUGGCUGCCCAGCUCCCGCUCAAGCCUGAGAACCCGAACCGCCGCUACCUGGUCGACACCACGCCGUGCGGCCUCAAGACCAAGAAGGUCUCGUCCAAGACCAUCGAGUGGAACUUUGGCAUGAUCCUUGUCGGGCCCGACGGCACGCCGCUCAAGCGGUACUACCCGUCGGUCAAGCCUACCGACGACGUCGUCGUGGCCGACAUCGAGGACGCGCUCGGCGUCAUCCUCAAGCGCAAGGCCAAGAAGGCCAAGAAGGCCAAGAAGGCCAAGGGCGGUAAGGCCAAGGGCGGCAAGGCCAAGGGCGGCAAGGCGAAGAAGUCCAAGGCUGGCGCCUCAUCGGCCGAUGACUCGACUGAUGCUGCCGAGUCGUCGAAUGCCAAGUCCAAGGCCAAGUCCAAGGCCAAGUCCAAGGCCAAGGGCAAGGCCAAGAAGGCCCGGCGCUGA
Thecamonas trahens ATCC 50062 is the source of this 897-nucleotide messenger RNA. RefSeq lists its product as uncharacterized. Gene Ontology annotation, biological process: response to oxidative stress. The record is from RefSeq and is a predicted model, not a curated record. Gene Ontology annotation, molecular function: glutathione peroxidase activity. The coding region runs from base 235 to 897 and encodes 220 amino acids. NCBI's taxonomy places the organism in Eukaryota, Apusomonadida, Apusomonadidae. The transcript has 2 exons.